UACAUUUAAUGGCAUUUGAUCCCAACAUUUUGCUUGUACAAAACAGUAUUUACUCCAACUGAUAUAAAAUUCAAUUCUUUUUUUUAUUAUUUUAAUACUAAUAAACAUAAGUAGAAAAAUCAGCAGAGUUGUAAAUUGUAAAUCGUAAAUUGUAAUAGAAUAAUGAAAUUGAAGAAGAUGGAAGAAGCAGAGUAUUUGGAUUAUGUGUUAGUUCCAACAGGGCUAGUAGUGCUUGGAUUAUAUCAUCUCUGGCUUUUCUACACUAUUAUUCGCCAUCCUACUACUACUGUUGUUGGUGUUAAUUCUCUUAGCCGACAACAAUGGGUUCUCCAUAUGAUGGCAGAUCCGGGAAAAAAUGGAGUUCUAGCAGUUCAAACAAUACGGAACAACCUAAUGGCCGCAACACUUUUGGCUACGAUAGCUAUAACAUUGAGUUCCCUUAUCAGUGCUGUCGUAAGCGAUUCAAGUUCCGAUAUAUACACAAUUCACACCACCAAAUAUUUAUCAGUUCUAAUAUGCUUCCUUUUAGCAUUCUUCUGCAAUAUGCAGAGUAUCAGAUACUAUGCCCAUGUUAGUUUCUUACUUAAUUUACCAUCAAACGAAGGCGAGGAUAGAGCAGAGUUCGUCGAAUAUGUGAUGCAACAGUUGAACCGAGGUGGCUUGUUCUGGUCUUUGGGAUUGAGAGCCUUUUACUUCUCUUUCCCUCUUUUACUUUGGAUUUUUGGUGCUAUUGCAAUGUUGGCUUGUAGCUUUGUGAUGGUGGUUUUGCUUUAUUUCUUGGAUACUGCUAGUUCUUCCCCAAGGUGUUUUCAUAGUUACAAACUGAACAAGAAUAAUCAUAAUCCUGAUAUUGAAGUAACAGGUGACUCGGUGCAAACUGUAUGGUCAGAGGAGCCUAACGUCCACAAACCGCUACUGCUAAAUUCGACUUCAAGAUAAGGCGUUCGUUUUGAUCUUUGAAGAUAAAGGCUUACAUAUCUUAUGAAGAGUUCUUUGUUGAUCCUUUGUUGAUCUUUGAAGAUAAAGGCUUGUAAACUUAAAUUACAUUAUUAUCUAUUGAUAUGCGUAUGUGUUUGGUAAAUUAACUGAUUGAUGACAGUUUUAAUAGUUAUUAGCACAAUAAAAAUGACAUAAAAACAUAAUGAGAAGCAUAUAAUAGCAUAACAUGUAUUAGUCUUAUAUAUAUAAUAUAUUGAAGAAAACAAUGAAGAAAUUGAGCA
This is a messenger RNA of Amaranthus tricolor (Joseph's coat), 1220 nucleotides long. RefSeq lists its product as uncharacterized. Bases 163 to 939 code for a protein of 258 amino acids. NCBI's taxonomy places the organism in Eukaryota, Viridiplantae, Streptophyta, Magnoliopsida, Caryophyllales, Amaranthaceae. The transcript is spliced from 3 exons. The record is from RefSeq and is a predicted model, not a curated record.